This is a messenger RNA of Poeciliopsis prolifica (blackstripe livebearer), 2214 nucleotides long. RefSeq names its product zinc finger protein OZF-like. The coding region runs from base 114 to 1400 and encodes 428 amino acids. The record is from RefSeq and is a predicted model, not a curated record. NCBI's taxonomy places the organism in Eukaryota, Metazoa, Chordata, Actinopteri, Cyprinodontiformes, Poeciliidae. The transcript has 2 exons.
UCGGUUACUUUGUCUCACUUCCAGCAGGAGUAAAACAAAAGGCUUCAGCAGCAAAUUGUGUGUAAAGGCUGGAAAACGGUUGUGCUGUUUCUCAGCUGAAUAUUUAAUUAACCAUGUGUUCAGUUCAGCAUCUCAGAGAGUUUAUCAGAGAGAGACUAACUGCUGCUGCGGAGGAAAUCUUCACAGAGGUUGAAAAAACCAUCGGCCGCUACGAGGAAGACAUCAAACUGCUGGAAAUCUGCUGGAAACCUCAGAUAAAACUCACCAGAAUCGACCUCCAAAAUCCACAUGUCUCCAUUGAGGAGAAAACUUCUGCCAUUCAACAGGUUUGUGUCCAGGGGAUGAGGUCCAGUCAUGACCAGGAGGAAGCAGAACUUCAGUGGCCUGAAGAGGAACAGAUGGAACCAGAACCUCCACUGACUAAACAAGACGAACAGGACCCAGAGCCUCCACUGACAGAAGAUCAUUGGAAAAUAGAACCUAAAGGGCCAAGAGAGGAGGAACCAGAACAUCCACAUAGUCGUGAAGAAAAUGAGGAACCAGAUUACUCACUGCUUAAACAUGAACAGCAACUAGAAUAUUUUCCAACUGGACGGGACCAGAAGGACCUCUGUAGUAUUCAGCCGGGAAAGCAACUUGUCCAGAAGCAGAUUGUUGCUUUUAUGGAUACUUCUAAUAAUCAGGAAGGUGAUUUGAGUAGACAACCAAAGACUGAAGAUCACUUUCACAUCUCUAAUGAAAUUGAGAGCAAAGAUCAGGAAGGAAGCAGCAUCACUGUCUCUGAGAGUCGACCUCAUACUGAUGCAAAGAAAAGGUCUUUCAAAUGUGAUGUUUGUGGGAAAUGUUUUGAAAAUCAGCAUAAUUUUGAAAACCAUUCCAGAACCCACAAUAGUGAAAGGCUUUUUUCAUGUGAAACAUGCAGAAAAUGUUUCUCUCAUCUUGGUAAUUUAAAUGUCCAUAAGAGAAUUCAUACUGGUGAGAAACCCUUUUUAUGCCAAGUAUGUAAAAAAACAUUUUCUCAAAUUUGUAAUUUAAACGUCCACAUGAGAAUUCAUACAGGUGAGAAACCAUUUUCAUGCCAUGUAUGCAGAAAAAAAUUCACUCAGAUCAGUGGUUUGAAACGGCACAAGGACAUUCACACCGGUGAGAAACCAUUUUCAUGCCAGUCAUGCAGAAAGAAAUUCACUCAGUUUAGUAGUUUAAAGGUCCACAUGAGAAUUCAUACAGGUGAGAAACCAUUUUCAUGCCAAGUAUGUGGAAAGAAAUUCACUCAAAUUAGUUCUUUGAAUAAACAUAAGUCAGUUCAUACAGGUGAGAGGCCUUUUCCUUGUGAAACAUGUGGGAAACGCUUCUCUCAAAUUAGUUCUUUAAAUGUUCACAAGAGAAUUCAUUCACGUUAAGGAGCCAUUCAUUUGCUAAAUCUGGAAAAGUUUACCCUAAAAUUCAUCACAUAAAUAUUCACAGUGAGGGCCUUUUUAAUGUGAAAUUGGUCUGUAACGACUCAUCAUAUGAUUUGAAGACCCUGGUCCAAACUGGGUCACCAGCAAGACAAGAAAAGAAUAACAGUGUUGGAAUAGCCUAGUCCCAGGAUCUCCUUCCCUAGUCAUUUUCUACUGUCCGGAAAGUUUUAGAUGCUUCUCUGCUCCAACACAGAUUAAUUAUAUGAUUGAAUUUGUCUUCAGCAUGCUGUCAACUAAUGAGCCAUUCGUCAGGUGUGUUGGAACAGGAUGCUUCUAAAACCUGCAGGACAAAAGAUUUUCAGGACUUCCCAGGUCUAGUCAAAGGAAAGACUUCAAACUUACUGAAAUCCAGAGAGUUGUGCAGAAACAGAUUUUUGUAAACAUAAAUGAUCUAAAAUGAAGAUGGUUAGCAACUUUGGCUACUUAGCAUUGAAUCUCAGUUACCUUUUGUUGAAUGUUUUUACAUUUAGAGUUUAUAAUGUUACACUUAAGCAUAAGGGUUUAUUUUGAAUUAAAAUGUUCACUGACUUGAAAUUUUAUGCAGCUUCCAUUGAGUGUUAUGUUUUUAGAAAAAUUUGUCUUAAGGCCUUUGGUGUUUAAAUGACAGACAGCAGAGAGGCUCUGAUUUAUGGAAAAUCAGUGUUUGGUUGCUUCAGAUUAUUCCCAGAUCAGUUCAGAGGUCUGAACACAGUCAUCACUGUCUCUAUGGUUAUAACUUCAACUGAACUGUAUUUAAUAAAUGCCAACAUUUGGU